Messenger RNA from Amphibalanus amphitrite, 1360 nucleotides. RefSeq lists its product as uncharacterized. The record is from RefSeq and is a predicted model, not a curated record. Bases 97 to 1038 code for a protein of 313 amino acids. Gene Ontology annotation, molecular function: odorant binding. Lineage: Eukaryota; Metazoa; Arthropoda; Thecostraca; Balanomorpha; Balanidae. The transcript is spliced from 3 exons.
AGGUGGUCAUAAUGCACGUCCUCUGCCGCACGGUCUGCCGUGUGCUCUGAUAAAAGGGGAGUCGAUGUCGGAGCGGUGGAAACUCAGUGUGACACCAUGGCUGCUCUAAGGAGCUGCCCAGUCGGCUGUCUGGUGGUGCUCGUGGCAGGUGUGGUUGGAGCUCUUCCCGGCGGUGUUUCAGCGUUCGGUCAGGUGCACUUUUUCGACCUGGUUCGCUGGGAGGAGGUCGGGUGCCUGCCAGAGCAGUUCGAGCAGCACCUGCCACCGCCACUUUGGGUGAGGGUCAUCACGUGCCGCCGAGAGUCUGGGGUAGAUGCUGCCGGUCGGCCGCUCCGACCUGACGACUUCAGCCACGACCGGGCACUUUAUCUGCACUGCCUGGCAGAAAAACUGGGUAUCAUCCAUGACUCCGGCAUCAACUACGACAAGGUGGACGCCUUCCUGGACUCCCUUCCGGGUAACACCACCUUCAUCAGUCGCUGGAAGACCGCCGCGGAGCGCUGCAGGGCUGACGUGGACGCCUCCCUCACCGCAGCCCAGCAGGCGGUCUUCCUUCUCACCUGCCUCCGUCAGAGGAUGAUGUUGGACUGCGCCACCAAGACCGGUCAGAUCUGCCUCAGUACACAGUUCUACACUCCGCCCCGGCUCUCCGAGACCAUCCCGGGGUACCGCCGAUCGACGAUCACACGGCUUUGUCCGGCAGAGGUAGCCGCCAUGAGACUGAUACCCGAGGAAGGCAGCACGGCUCGCACCGACCUCUGCCCGCAACUGCUACAACAUGUGGAGGCUCUCGCAGCCUGCAUGCUGAGGAAGACGGGGCAGGCCAGUGGUGAGACGCUGAACCUGCCGGCAGUCAGGGAGGCGGUCCGACAGAGGGGUGAGGCCGGGGAUCAGUACGGAGCCGCCCAGCAGAUGGAGGUUCUGGAGCGGUGUCAGAGCGAGUCCGUGGAUGGUUUUGUGCGGUGCUGGGUGGCCAGUGCUCCCGAGAUGGCUAUCAAUAAUGUAGCGCAUCGGCAGGCGAUGGCACUAGAUUUCUGAUUUGUCUGAGGGCUUGCUUGUUUAAAAUUGGCGAAUAUGCCGAUAAUUUACGGCAAAACCUACGGAAAAGAUGUGAAUUAUCAACUGAACCUGUGCACGGUAAGGAAAGAAACCAUUGGCCAUUGUGGCCAGUGAUUCGAUAACCAUGUACCUACUGUUUGCUAUGGCGGAACUGCCGGCUGGCUGAAACGAAACAACUCACACAAAUACACCAUCGUAUCGCCUGAUGUUGUGUAUUGGCCUGCAUGCACGCUCCCCACAUCAACGGGCUUGUUGUUCCGUGCUCCCGCCAGGGAUCACUGGAUACGACCGUCCUCCAUUC